AUGCCCACGCCCCUUGCUGUUGUCGACCAGGUUGCAGAUGCCGAAGCGUUCCUGAUUCGCACCCCCUUGAACCCCUGCCAUUGGGAUCAGGGUAAAUGUGCGUGCCUCGGCAUCGAGUUCGCUGUGUCGAUCCGCUCAUCCGCCCAUCCGCGUUCGAACGCAGAGCCCGCUCCGCACAGGAAGCAGCUUGUCAUCGGCCAAAUGUGUCUCCGAGAAGCAAGCAGCCGGCAAGAAAGUGCAUUGUCUGAUCAAGCAGUGUUCAAGUCCGCGGAGGAGGCAUGGCAAGGGCUCGCUUCCGACCGAGCUGAGACGCGGGCGCCAGUUUACCCCGACUCGAAUGGCGAGGAAGGAGACCCAAGGUACGAAGGAGCGGAUCGGUCUCGUGUGCACAUGCAAUUCGGCUCGAGGUGUCUGCGAUAUGCAUUCUCGCGGGAAAAGCACGAGCAAAAGCCGCACCGCGCAAACGAUGGACGACUUGCAGCGCCGCCCUCGCUUCGUCACUGCAGCCAGGCUUCACAGGAGCGCCGCAUUAUAAGCGAGCUGACCCCGGGCGAUGAAGCUGAUGAAGUCAAGGUGGGCGAGCAGCUCGAGGAGAGGCGGCGGUGCGAUAAGGCCGCAGAUCAUCUCGGCUUGGACCAAUGGGCAGGCGACAGAAGAAAAGAAGGAGAAAAGCAGAAGGCAGACAGCAGACAGACGCGCUGUUUGGGUGCGCCUCUGCACGAACCAUCCGCUAAUUUCGAGGCCCAAUUCAGUCUCGCUUACGGCGGCGCAGCCAGCGAGCCAAGCAGCAAGCCAAGCAGCCUGCUGGAUGAGCUGCCAGCCAACUGCAGUCCUGCAGCUCCACUGCACUGCUCUGCACUGCACUGCAAAUCCGAAACAGCAGUUCAACGUGCCGGGCCUGUCCUUUGCCUCUGCCUCUGCCUCUGCCUCUGUCGCCGCCUCGGCCGCCCAUCCGCUGCUCCUCCUGUCUUUGGCGGCUCGCCCUCGUGCAUUGCGAUCGCCGAAAACAUCUUAACCACUUCCACUAGACGCCGGCUCAAUCCAGCUCAAAGCCAAGCCCCGUCAAGCCCUUCAUCCGCUGCCCACUGUCUACAUUCGUUAGCUUCGUUUCUCCUCGUCCCACCCAAACGACAACGCCAUCCCGCGCGCUACACCAUUCCUCGCAACCUUCGGCGAAUCUCACCGCAACCACGCUCGCACCUAUACCUCCUCUUCCACGGUGCUGCUCCCGUCAAGCCGAGCUGCCCUCAGUUCCGCAAGCACUUGGAUCCCUCGGCAUUCCCGGCACGGCACGACCGCUGCGCUCCGAUCUACCACUCGGGCGAAAUCGGCUCAGACGACGCACCAGCGUGCAGCCUUAGCAGCGUUGACACACGUCCCGGCGCGACGAAGCCGCUGCGCCCAAUCCCACCACAGCAACUUGGCAGCGGGUCUGAACCGCCCCCGUCGGCACUUCCGAAGCGCACCGCCAUCCGUCGCUCACUGACGCUCAGCCUCUCUCCGGACAGCGCGCAACACCUUAACACGUCCAAGGCAGCCGUCGCCGCCAGUGCAACCACACACGCCGGCUUCGGUCUAGAAUCCACGCUCGGCCGAUCGAAGCCAGCACUCGCCAAGAUGGGCAACUGUCUCUCAUCCACCGACCAGAAGGAGGCCAAGGACCGCAGCGUGGCCAUCGACAAGCAGAUCGAAGAGGACAGCCGCAAGUUCAAGAAGGAAUGCAAGAUCCUCCUCCUCGGCUCGGGCGAGUCGGGCAAGUCGACGAUCGUCAAGCAGAUGAAGAUCAUUCACCAGAAUGGCUACACCAAAGACGAGCUGCUGCUCUAUCGACUCACCGUGAUCAAGAACCUGGUCGACUCUGCGCAAGCGAUUGUGCUUGCGCUGCGAAAGUUCAAGAUGGAACCCGAGAUGCCCGAGAAUCGCGAAAACGUCGAUGCGAUCCUGCAGUAUCGCGUGGAUGCGGAUCCGGGCGCGACGCUCGACCAUGCCAUGGCGCGCAAGGUGGACUCGCUCUGGAAGGACCCCAUCAUCCCUGCCGUGAUGGAGCGCGGCAGCGAAUUCUACCUGAUGGACAGCGCCGCCUACUUUUUCGACAAUGUCAACCGCAUAGGCCAGCCGGACUACGUGCCGGACGAGAACGACGUGCUGCGUGCGCGUUCCAAGACGACGGGCAUCAGCGAAACGCGCUUCAACAUGGGCCAGCUCUCAAUACACCUCUUUGACGUGGGCGGCCAACGGUCGGAGCGCAAAAAGUGGAUCCACUGCUUUGAGGCGGUGACGUCGAUCAUCUUUUGCGUGGCGCUGAGCGAGUACGACCAGGUGCUGCUGGAGGAGAGCGGGCAGAACCGCAUGGCCGAGUCGCUGGUGCUCUUCGAGUCGGUGGUCAACAGCCGAUGGUUCCUGCGCACCUCGAUCAUCCUCUUUCUCAACAAGAUUGACAUCUUCAAGCAAAAGAUCCCCAAGCAGCCGCUCUCCAAGUACUUUCCCGAAUACAGUGGCGGACCGGACAUCAACAAGGCGGCCAAGUACAUUCUCUGGCGGUUUACGCAGACGAACCGCGCGCGGCUCAGCAUCUAUCCGCAUCUCACGCAGGCCACCGACACGAGUAACAUCCGACUGGUGUUUGCAGCGGUCAAGGAGACCAUCCUCACGAAUGCGCUCAAGGACAGUGGCAUCUUGUAG
Messenger RNA from Moesziomyces antarcticus, 2682 nucleotides. Its product is annotated as guanine nucleotide-binding protein subunit alpha-3. Gene Ontology annotation, biological process: adenylate cyclase-activating G protein-coupled receptor signaling pathway. The transcript is spliced from 9 exons. The record is from RefSeq and is a predicted model, not a curated record. Gene Ontology annotation, cellular component: heterotrimeric G-protein complex. Lineage: Eukaryota; Fungi; Basidiomycota; Ustilaginomycetes; Ustilaginales; Ustilaginaceae. Gene Ontology annotation, molecular function: G-protein beta/gamma-subunit complex binding; GTPase activity; GTP binding. Bases 1 to 2682 code for a protein of 893 amino acids.